AAGAAUUAACUGGUAAGUCCAGCUGCAAGGGAAAUACUUUUAUUCAGAAGGUCAGCCAUCUAUAUGUUCUAGAACGAGAUGGGGCUAAUGAAUGCUUUGUGGUUAAGCAUCCCAGUUAGAGGCUAUAGUAGACCCUGGUGGUUGUCAAUGAGACAGACACCAAGAGAAUUCUUCAGAAAAUGCAUCUUUUUAGUGCCUCUCUGUUAUGAUGGCUAGCGGAGAGUUCACCAUACAGUGCAAUCUUGAGAUAGUAAUUAUCUGUCAUCUUGGAUAUCUGGUCUGCUCAGCAUAGUUGUGACCUGAUGCAUGUGUUUCAUCCCUUCAAAGACUUCAAUGUUGUUAAAAGAAAUAACUCUAGUGGAUGUUGAAGAUAGUGUAGAGAUAUUUACUUGUGUAAAAGCUCAAGUAGACAGUAGGUAACCCAUGACUUUGUACACACUGAUCUUUGUGCCUUUUUUGAGAUGCUUUCUGUUCUGGGUACUUGUACAAUUUGCCAACCUUUUGUUGAUAGUGGCAUUUGACACGAAACACCUCAAGUUAAACUGGUGAACUGUCUUGCUAAUGGUGGUAACCUUCUUCAGAUGUCAGCUGAUUGAAGGUAUGUCUUCUUACAGUUGAAAAAAACUCUGUAGUCACUGUGAAGCAAGAAUUUAUACAUUGCAGGGCUGACUCUGUGUGGGAAACCUGUAAAGCAUUGCUGCUAAAGGGAAGCUCUUCGAUGAAUUGUUGUGUCUUGCUGUGAAACUAGUUAUUUUAAGUUGAAAAAACACCUUUCUGCAUUAUCAGAUAUAGUGGCCCUUCUCCUUAUUGAAAUCUAUUGUGUCCCAUAUGAGCAUCAUACUGAAGAAUAGAAUAUAGCAAAGAAAGUAGGCAUGAGGAUGCAUCCUGAUUUUACAUUGUUUUCCAUUGAGACGGAUUUGGAAAAAUUAUUGUUGUGUCUAACUUGUUCAUGUUAAUCCCUUUGUAACUGAAUGACCAUAAUAUUGAAUUGGUAGGGAGUAUGCCAGUCAUUCCAUGGCUUUUCACUGAACAAAGGACUACACACAGUGUUUGUUUGUAGACCUUACCAAAAAGAUAAGAGAAAAUAAUUCAUUGCUCAACUCAUACUGGUACACCCUAGAAACAACAAGAUCUGCAACUUCAACAUUUGAACAUGGCUUUGUAAAAUAAAUCUUUUCAGUAGAAGUUGCUUGAAGAGAGUGUGAGUCCAUAUAGGCAAUAUGAGUAGCAUGUAAAGAAGAUGGUUAAAAUUGAUGAGUUAAUAAUUAAUCACUUAGCACACAUAGGCACCCCAGAGAAAUGUGUGGAGAUAGGUAACAUUUACUAGCAACCAAAUUUGAAAACAGCCUAUAUGCUUUUUAAGAUAAAUUUUCACAGAAGCCUUUCAGAGAGAGGGAGAGAAAUAGAGGAUAUAUAUAUCCAUGUCAACAUGGAAGGCAUACAUUAAGAGAUGAUUAUAUAUAUAGCUUCCUUUAUCUUGGUGACCAAGUCAGCAGUAGAGGUAGAUGCUAGAAUAAGAAUAGGCUGGGAAAAGUUCAGAGAGCUUCUCCCUUUGUUGGUUACAAAAGGCCUCUCUCUGAAAGUGAAAGACAGAUUGUAUUAUGCUUGUGUGCAUGUACAGCAGUGUGUAAGUGUCUUGAAAGAAAAGUUGAGCAUGAGACAUCAGAUGUGGUAUGCAAGAGAGAUGACUGCUCUGAAUGGUUAUGAUGCAUAUGGACGAGGACAGCUGUGUGAAGAAGUGCUGAUCUCUAACUGGAAGAGGUAGACCCAGAAGACCUGGGGCAGGGUGGUGAAGCAUGAUCUUUGAAUGUUGGGCCUCACAGACGUGAUGACGAGUGAUCAAGAACUUUGGCAUUAGGAAGGGCAUCUAGCCAUAGUAACCAUGCCAAAUGAGACUGGAACCUGGUGCAGCUCUCUGGCUCACCAGUUCCAGUCAAACCAUCUAACCCAUUCCAGCAUGGAAAGUGGACGUUAAAUGGUGAUGGUGAUAUAUAUAUAUAUAAUUUUCAGCAUUUAGGGUCAAGGCCUAAAAUUACAGGUAGCAUAAGGAGAUAAUCAAUUUUCUGGUAAGAAAAGACAUUAGCAUUUCCAAUAAAUAGGGCGAUGUGCAAUAUUCAUAAACCACUAAAUUUGAUUAUGAUGUACCUCCAUCUAAAUUUUCUCUGAGGAAGCUAUUAUGAGUAAAAGAAAAGAAAAUGAGAGCUUAUCUAUACAAUUUAACACAUUUAAUGAUGAAGGUUUAACCUUGAAAAUAAUGGUAACAUAAAGAGAUCAUAAGUAAUCACUCAGCUGAUACAGGCACACCUGGAUAUCUCCAAGAAAUGAGAAGAUACACAACAUUUGUGUGCUGUGAAAUUGGAAUAUGGCAUACCUCCAUUGUAAAACAUUCACAGAGGAAGCCACUUAGAGGGAGAGAGCAAAAUACACAAUAAUAUAAGGGGAGAGAGAGAGAGACUUGGCACACCUCUGUAGUAAAAUUAAUAAAUUUUCAUAGAACAAGCCUCCAAGAGAAAAAAAAAAGCAUACAUAGAUUGGUAUAAAGAGAAAGAGAGAGAGAAUGACAUUUCUCAAAAGAAAUUACUACUGAGGAAAUAACAGAUAUGCAUAAUGGGACAUUGUCAAGGAAAUGGCCUAGCUUAAUGUGCAGAAAAUAAGUAGGGACUCCAAUUACAUCGACUACAUCUCUCAUGUGUCCAUAAUGUUAGUAUAGGUAGGAUUAUAGAGAGGGCAAAUACACUGAGAGUUCAUUUGAAAUAGACUCUCUUCAAUGCUCAUUUGACUCACUGAAAGUAGUCAAUAGCUUCCAUGUCAUCAGUGACCAAAUUAGCAAGGAAGGUAAGUGUUCAGGAUUCAUAGUAAGGGUAAGAAGAGUUUGUAAAUGUUCAGGAAGCUAUUACUUUGCUGGUAACAAAGGUCUUCUAGUAUGAUGCAUGUGUUAGAACUGUAAUGCUGCAUGGUAUUGAGACAUAGCCCUUCAAUGCAGAAGACUCAAAGACAAGAAAGAAACAAAGCAAGAAAGCUCUGAUGUAAACUUGAUGUAAAAGAAAAAUUCGGCAGCCAUACUGCAAAAACAUUAAAAUUUGCAAUGUCUACAAGAGGAAACAAUAUGUGACAACAAAGACAAAAUAAGAUCGAGAAGAGAAGCAGUUACUUCAUUAAAUCCCUAGAAAUUUUGUAGAUCUGAUGGCCAAAGGGAAAUGGCUCUUAAGUAGGUGGAUCAACAGUCAGACAGGAAGUAAUGAGCUGAUGAAUGUUAAUGCUCAAGGGAAAGCUAAAAGUUUGUAUGAUGAUAGUGCCACUUCUAACAAUUUCUAAUGCAAAACUUAUAAUACUUCCAAAAAUUGUCUGAUGUUUCUUGCAGGAGAAAAUGCUACUGAUGAUAUGAAAUUAAAGUCCUUCCUUGUAUAUCACUUCCAAAACCUGAUGUCUUUCAAGGAUUAUUCCUAGUUUAAUAUAAUUGUGAUCUUGUUGGUUGGAGAACUUAGAGCACUUUUCAAGACUUUUUUUUUUGCCUUGCUGUUGAAAGGUACUGUACCAUCCAGCUUACUUAAAUGGUCUUUCUGAUAAACUAAGGAGGAUAAACUUUUAGUUAGAGAUUUAUAGAGAAGGUUCAAUAUUUUGGUUGCAGUGAAUAACAUUACUGAGUCAUGAGAUGAAGUGAAAUCCUCAGCUACGAAUGGUGUUUGGCAAAACAUAUGGUCACAUUGUAUCUGUGAUGUCAUGGGUUUUUCAACAACAGAAAGUUCAUAUCAAUUUCAGCAGGAUAUUGUGAUACUGGUAAAUGCUGUUGGAUUUGAGGAAUUCGAGAGAUUUGUCUAUAGGGCCAUCUUUCCUUUAGACAAUCUUACCAUUAGGGCUAUCUUUCCUUUAGACAAUCUUACCAUUAGGGCUAUCUUUCCUUUAGACAAUCUUGCCAUUAGGGCUAUCUUUCCUUUAGCCAAUCUUACCAGUAGGGCUAUCUUUUCCUUUAGACAAUCUUACCAAGCAAUUGAACUAAAUGUCUCAGCAUUUCCAUUUGCUUCAAUCAUCUAGAUUGUCCUUGGAGAAUAAUAAUUGAUCAUGACAGUGUGCAUAAUAAUUGCUAUAAUCUUAAUAAUAAAAUAAUAAUAAUCAUUAUUGGUGAGCUGGAAGACAAAAUUUUUUGUGGCAUUUCAUCCAUUUUUAUGUCCUAAGCUGAAAUUCUGUCAAGGUCAAGUUUGUCUUUCAUUCCCAAGAGGGUUGAUAAAAUAAGUACCCACAUGAGCUCUGAGGUUCUUGUAAUUGACUAGCCCCCUCUCCACACAAUUUCAGGCUUGUGCUUAUAGUAGAAAGGAUUAUUACUGUUGUUAUAAUGUUUUACUGUGGUAAUUGUUCUUUUUUGAUUGUGUGUAUAUCAGUGAGUAAAUAUAUGCACACACACACACCUAUGCAAUACAAUCCUCCAAAAGAAAUGUAAAAUAACACAAAAUAUGACACCUGCUUUAAACAAACAAAUAUAUAGUAUAGAUUCUGCAAGUUGAGUAAUGUAUAGACACUCUAGACUGUAAUAGAAUUAAUGCUGACCUACUUGCAUUCAAUUAUUACUUGAAAAUUAGUUAGCCAUGGUGCAUGUAUGGUUUUGUGGUUAAGAAGGUCACUUCACAACUUAGUAGUUUCAGGUUCAAUGCCACAGCACAGCAUCUUGAGUCAAUGGAUAGCUUAUGAGUAAAAUUUGAUAGAAAGAAACAGACUGGAUGCCAAUCUGAGGGACUCCUCCUGUCUUUGAGGAGUCCAGUUUAGCAUCAUCAUUUGGUCCUUGGAUGCUUUUAUAAGAGUGCACUCUGUUAUAAGCAUUUGGCCCAGGUCUCCAGUCUGAGAAUAACAUCAUUCCUUGCUUUAGAGAUGAUUCAGAAGGAGUAAUGGAUACUGCCUUUCCACCUUGAUUAAACCUUUAAAAAUAUAUAAGAAAAUUAGAGGUCAAAUUCCAGUGCAGGUCACAGAAUGAACUGUAGACUUUAUGAGAAUCAAAUCAGUUCAAUAUAUUUCUCUUGUCUACAAAGUAUAUUGAAAAGGGAACUAUUUAAAAAAUAGAUUUUUCUAAGUAUUAUUUUUGUUCAAAUAAGUAUGUUUAGACUCAGUAAUUGUGAUACGGUUUAUUGUGAGCCUUUGUUUUAAUUGCGUGUAAAGUUGCAAAAGUCAUUUCACAUUCAUACAUUGUUGUGAAUGGAACGAUGAAUUUGAGGGCCAAUUUGGUGACAUCCGGAUAGGAUUGCAUCAUUUCAAUACAGAAUUCACUGCAACACAUGUUACAGAAGGUGUUUUUUGCACCUCCAUCAUUCAACAAGUCGAACUGUUCUUGUGACAGUACUUACUUACUGCCUUCUUGGCUCUAAUAAUGAGUUUAACAUUACCACAAAGUCAAACAGUUUGGGGGAAGUGUAUAAUCAAUUGUAUUGACUGGUAAAUAUUGGUAUAUUGUCUAACACUCUAUUGAUUAUGUGUAUUCACUGCCCUUUCAGAUCAUUGCAAUAAAUAAUCUCUUACAUGGGCACAAGACUUGAAAUUUUAGGGAAGAAAUUAUCAGUUAUAUCAACACUAGUACUUGACAGUUACUUUAUUUUAUCAACCCCAGAAGGCUGAAAAGCAAAGUCGUUUUCAAUGCAAUUUAAAUUUGAAGCAUAAAGUGAUGUAAUUAAAUAUCAUGAGGUAUUUUAUCCAAUGCUCCACCAAAUCUGAGAAUCCACCCACCUCCCUUCUCAGCUCAUUAUAAUAAUAAUGUCAGACACAAAGAUAAACCACUUCUCAACAAAGAACAGAUUCGCUUGAUCAAAGUUGAAGGUGUGGUUGUUGAUUUUAUAUGGUUUCCAAGCAUUUAUAUAAACAGUAUUUAUAUAAACACUACUACAUUCACCACACAAGCAGUCAUCAAACUGUUUUCUGUAUUUCUCCUUCUUUUUACUACUGGGUGCACAUUGCAAACAUAAAGUUGUAUCUCCUAUCUCUUGUUGAAAAAAUGACAAGUAACCAUAAUGAAGAAAGGCAAAAAAUUGCCAUAGUUACUGGAGGAACAGGUGGCAUAGGUUUCGCAACUUCCAAAGCUCUUGCUUCUCAAGGUUACAAUUUAAUUCUUGGUUAUCUUUCUGACAGUGAAAAUGCCAAGAAAUGCUUACAGGAAUUGGAAACAGAUUUCAACAUCGAAGUUCGGACAAUUAGCGGAGAUGUUUGUGAAGAAGGCACUGUGAAUUCGUAUUUUAGCUGCUUGAAUGAAAUGAACGGCAAGCUCACUGCUAUUGUUCACACUGCUGGACUUUUUAAACCAAAUUCUUUUUCGAAGGACCCGAAUACUUGUUUUAGUACUUUUGAAUACUACGACUAUUACCAAGAUAUCUAUCCUAAGUGUUUCAUACGUUUAGUAGAAACGGGAAUGAAGUUUAUGGAAGAUGGUCAUGGCUAUAUAGUCUGCUUGUCAAGCCCUGGUUGUAAUAUCAAUGACCAUGUCCGACUUGGUUACAUGAUGCCAGGUACAGGGAAAUGUGUACUUGAGUACCUGUCUCGUCAUUAUGCUAAAAUGUUAGCAAAGAGGGGAAUCUCUUGUAAUUGCAUUGUUCCUGGAUACAUACAAACGAAACCAUGGAAACUGAGAGAAAGCAUUUUGGGUCCUGAUGUUGGUUGCCAGAGAACACCGAUGGGUCGAUGGGGUCAACCCGAAGAAAUAGGAGAUUUUAUUUCAUAUUUAUGUUCUCCUAAAGCAAGUUUUCUUACCGGUGCUACCAUUCCAUUUGACGGAGGUUUGAGUCUUGGGAAGCAGUGAAUUUAAAAAGAGAUAAUUAACAGCUAUCUCUGAGUUUUUCAGAUCUUUAUGGAAAAGUUAUAUUCAAAGUUAGAAUAUAUUUCAAUAAUUUUUCAUCUUAUAUGCAUUGAUAAAGAGAAUAAAGUUUAUUCGACGAACUUUUUUUUACAUAAUCAGAAUUCAUUUGGUGGUUUAAUAAAUCAACUAAUAUUUUUCUUAAUGGUAUUCGUCUAUUUUCAUCGUACUGAUUCCAAGAAAUAUUGAUCUGUGAUAUUUUUUUAUUUUUAUAUAUUUACCAUGCACCGUGGAAACUCUGUUUUACCACCUCAAACAAUUUGUUGAAACCGCUUAUAAAAGUGCACGGGGUAUCUAAAUUUUGGUGAAGUACUGAUAAAUGGAAUGGCUAACAGAAGCAUCUGCUUAUAGUCUUUAAUUUACUCGGAAUAAAAAAUAACAAGUUAAA
Messenger RNA from Octopus bimaculoides (California two-spot octopus), 7211 nucleotides. RefSeq lists its product as uncharacterized. Gene Ontology annotation, cellular component: intracellular anatomical structure. Gene Ontology annotation, molecular function: oxidoreductase activity, acting on NAD(P)H, oxygen as acceptor. Lineage: Eukaryota; Metazoa; Mollusca; Cephalopoda; Octopoda; Octopodidae. The record is from RefSeq and is a predicted model, not a curated record.